AUGGCGCCCAAGCAAAAAGCGACAGAGCGCACGCCGCUCGUCCCUGUCACGCCAACUGCUGCAAACGGACACGACGGCAGUCUCUCCCGACCACGCUCGCCAAUGCGCCGGGCUCCAGCGUGGCAGUGCUGGAGUACCACGUCUCCGUCCCAUCGCUUCUACCUGUUGAUCCUCAUGAGCUGCAUCCCAUUCGGUGGCCACUUUGUCAAGAAUGGCAUGUCGUCGCUCGAGCAGCUCAUGCUGGACGAUAAGGAUUUUCCGAUCACGAACGUAAUGUACGGCGCGCUGCUGUCGGCCGUCUCGGUUCCCAGCAUGUUCCUGCCAUUGCUGGGGGGCCGACUUUUGGACAAAAGCGGCCACCACAGCAUCCGUUUUUUUCUCGCCUGGAUCUGCGUGGGUCAAGCUAUCUUUGCCAUCGGCAUGCAGCUUAAGCUCUACUGGCUUGCACUCUUUGGUCGCGUCUUCUUCGGCGUUGGUGAGGGGAGUGUCGUCGUUGGUGCACGCGUCUUCAUUGCCUCAUGGUUCCGAAACAAGGAGCUCACUUUUGCCAUGGGUGUCAGUGUGGCAAUCGCGAACGUCUCCAAGAUGCUGGCUAAAGCCACAGUCGCUCCCAUCGCUCUCUAUUUUGGUGGAUACGUGCAAGCUCUGUGGUACGGAGUGGCUGUCUGUGUAGCGUCGGCCCUCAUUGGUGUCCUGGUAUGUUACCACACGCUGAACUUAAAGCGCAUCGUCGAGAACCGCGUGAUUAGCGAGGAAGCUUUAGACCCAGAUUUCCACUGGCUGAACGAUUACGCCGAGAAAAAGCGGCAUGAACAUCGUUGCCGAGAAUCGCAUGCUCGCACCAAGCGGAUCUCAUGCGAUAGUGUGCAUGACUUCUCGCGCAUGUUCUGGAUUAUUGCCAUGCUGCACGUGAACUUCAUCAACGUCUUCCAUCUAUUCCAGAACGUCAGUGCGAGCUACCUUUUCCAGCGCUAUGACUUCUCCAUCGUGGAAGCCGGCGUAAUGAGCAGCUUUUCUCACUUGUUUGUGGUGUUCGCGCCUGCCAUCGGUCUCGCCGUUGAUCAGUUUGGCGGACGCAGUCUGCUUAUCAUCCUGGCUGCUAUGGUGUCGAUCAUGGCUUACGUGCUCAUGAUCUUCACGGAGAUCACCCCGCUCCUGUCGAUGCUACUGAUUUCCAUCUGCCUGUCGUUCACACCGACUAUCCUGAUGGCUGCGAUCCCGAGCUCCGUGGGUUGCAAAAGUUUUGGAACGGCGUUUGGCAUUGUUGAGAUCAUAGACGCCGUUGGGGCCACAUUCGGCAAUCUUCUGGUCGGAUAUUUGCGCGAUGAAACGGGUAGCUACCGCAAUGUCAUGCUCAUGCUCUUGGGCAUGUCAGUAUUUGUACUGCUGCUUGCAUUCUUCCUCGUCUUUGAAGACAGUCGCCAAGGCUGGCUGCUUAGUGCUUCCCGUAGACGUUCGCGUUUGUUUACGGGCGACGGCGAAGAUUUUGUGGAUAAUCCAGCAAUGCUCGAGGCUCGUUAUAGCGCCAACGGAGAAUCGCCUCCAGUACGCGAGGGGCGCACAGUGUAG
Molecule: messenger RNA, 1569 nt
Organism: Peronospora matthiolae
Lineage: Eukaryota; Oomycota; Peronosporomycetes; Peronosporales; Peronosporaceae
Source: the annotation of a GenBank genome assembly